Biomphalaria glabrata is the source of this 4610-nucleotide messenger RNA. RefSeq names its product ankyrin repeat domain-containing protein 50-like. Bases 262 to 3111 code for a protein of 949 amino acids. NCBI's taxonomy places the organism in Eukaryota, Metazoa, Mollusca, Gastropoda, Planorbidae. The record is from RefSeq and is a predicted model, not a curated record. Gene Ontology annotation, molecular function: protein binding. The transcript is spliced from 8 exons.
UCUAUAUACAGGGCAGAAAAAAACCCAGAUCAGUAAAUGCCUGGAUCAUUGUAUAACACUUUUCUAAGAGUGACUUGACAGAAACGUUCCAUUGUUCAGGAUAUAUUACAUUGGAAAAAGUUCACGCUGAAGUGUGUUCACCGCCAAUAUGUUCAUUUGGUUACAUUGAUAAUUAGUUAGGCAUUGAGGAGAGUAAUUAUCAAGGGACUGUAUUCUUGAAGAAUGCAAUAAAAGAUAUAAAGAAAAGUGGAUGCUUUAGAGAUGGCGGACCCACUAGACUCAUCACAAUGGCUGGAAAAAGGAGAGAAAUUGCUGGAGUUGACAAAAAGAAAGGACAUCAGUGGAAUUCAACAACUGCUGGACGUCCCUGGCCUGGUCAACUAUGCUGACGACAGAGGAUGGACAUCCUUAAUGAUAGCUGCCCAGGAAGGACACGAUUCUCUCACCGAGCUGUUGCUCUCUAGAUCUGCCAAUGUAGGUUCCCAAAACGUCCACGGCGUCACGGCCUUGAUGAUUGCGGCUAAGCAUGGCCACGAGAAGACGGUCAAGAUUCUGCUUCAGAAGGGAUCCCCGGUCCUAGCUGUGGAUGAUUAUGAAUCCGACGCCUUGCUGGUGGCGUGCAUCUCUGGGAACAAGGGAAUCAUAGGCUCGUUAUUAGAGAAGGGCGCCUUGGUCAACCACAAAAACACGUUUGGCUGGACAGCGCUGAUGGUCUCCUCCUUCCACGGACACAAUAAGGUGGUUGAGCUGCUUCUGAACAGAAACGCUGAUGCUAGAGUGCACAAUAUAGAAGGAGACACUGCGCUCAUGCUGGCUGCUCAGAACGGACAUUGCGACGUCGUGAAGAAGCUUCUCCAGAAAUCAGACAACGUUAACGAAAUGAAUAACAAAACGUUUACUGCACUUCUUAAUGCUGCAGCCAAUAACCAUCUGGACACAGUAAAAGCUCUAGUGAACAACAAAGUCAAAGCAGACGUCAACCACGCGUCAACAGACGGAACCACGGCUCUUUUAUUAGCAACAGAUAAUGGCAAUAUUUCCAUGCUGAAAUAUUUGCUAGAGAAAGGCGCCCUGGUGAAUCACAAAAACGAGAAAGGAAAAACCGCUCUAAUGACAGCCUCAGUUAAAGGCAACAUAAACGCUGUAUCUCUUCUGCUUAAAAGUGGUGCCGAAAAAGAGCUGAAAGAUAACAACGGCCGAAACGCGCUUUCGUUUGCGGCGGAAUUCGGCCACAACUCCAUCAUUAGUCUUCUUCUGAAAGGCAACGAGAGCACUAUCAAUGAACAGAGCCACAUAGGCUGGACGCCUCUCAUGUUUGCCUCCCACAAGGGACACAGGGAAACAGUCAGCCUCCUCAUACGCUCCAAGGCGAACGUGUUUGCGAAAAACAAGGCCGGCUCAACGGCUUUGAUGAUCGCGUGCCAAGUCAACGAGAUUUGCAACGUGAAGCAGCUAAUAAGCAGUGGGUCUGACGUUCAGGAAUCAAACAGCGAUGGCUGGACGUCACUUUGUAUCGCGUCAGAGAAAGGACUCUUAGAAGUAGUACGCCGCUUAAUACAAGACAGGGCCUACGUCAACUACAGAAACGAGAACAACGGAUGGACGGCGCUGAUGCUGGCAGCACAAAACGGUCAUUCUGAGACUGUAAAGCUGCUUCUAAAGAACUCAGCUGACCCUAAAGUCGUGAACGGCGCCGGAUUUACCGCUUUGAUGCUGGCAGCUAAGAAAGGUCACUAUGAAAUUGUCAAUGUUCUUCUGAAAAAGGACGCGGAGGUAAAUUUCAUAAACGCCAACCAGCAGACGGCCCUCAUUGUGUCGGCUCAGAUGGGACACGCCAAGGUCGUAGAGAUGCUGCUUAAGUGGUGCAAGGCCAGGUCCUUCAACCCUGUAGGACAACGACGAGCGCUUCUGUUUUCGGCAUACUACGGCCACACCGACGUCGUUGACGUCCUCUGCAACAACGGCGUGGACGUCAAUUUCACCUCCACGGACGGUCACAACUCCCUGAUUCUUGCUGCAGCCCAAGGUCACCAGAAGGUCAUCCAGAAGCUGGUCAACCACGGAGGUGACGCGAACAUCAAAGUUGAACGUUGCGAAGGUCAAUGCGUCACGGUCUCACCCGGCGACAGACCACACAGCAUUGCGCCGAAUAACAGGAGGCCGUCCCUGCUGGCUGCAGGGAACCUUAUCUCCAUGAUACCUCUCCACGUGGCUGUCUACUUCCAGCACGACGAUUGCGUCAAGACUCUUCUCUCCAUAGGAGCUGACGCCAGCAAGAGAAACACUUACGGCACGACCCCAAUGAUGAUCGCCAGAAGACAUGGAUACAGCAAGACGGUGGAGAUACUCAAAACGUAUGAUGCCAGCGAGCCGUCUUUCUCAAGUGUCGAAGGCAAAGACCCAUUUCUGGGCACGACUUUGUCGCUUUCUACUGCAGCGCCAUUACAAGUCUUCGUGGAUCGCACGCCGACUCCAUCCUCGUCCUUUAACGAUAAGAAACCUGACGAGUCAUUGUCUGAGACUGAGUCCCGUGCAUCCAGCGAGAACCUCAAGUCUGCCUCAGAAACUUUGUCAUUGAUAACUCCACUGAAUCCAUCUGAAGUCAAAAGUGCCAAGAGCUUAGAAGAUGUUAAUUUUAUUGUACCUGUGGUAAACCAGUCCAAUAUGUUGCCGAGCAGCAAUAGCACUCCAUUGAAUCUCGCUGCUGGUGAAACACACGUGAAACAAUUCUGGCAGAGCCCCGUGCUACCUUUGACCUCAAGGGGCUACAACCGAGAGAGCGACAGCAGUCGCAGCAGCAACAGCAACAGUGAAGUUACCGCCCUUAUGAGGGGACAGAGACCUGGCCAAAUACAGCAGCUAGAAAAUAAUCGCAAUGGCGGUGGUAGCUAUGAUACGAAUGGCACGACUUUUGGCCGGAGCUCAGAUCACACCUUCACACAUGGAAGUCGUCCGUACCAUUUCAAUGUCCACAUCGCUAAUGCUGGGCCCAUCCACGUCAUCGAGCCGACCAUGAAUAUACCGAAUUUGUCCAACUUAGCGAUGGACCAUAGCACCAUCAAUGUGAACGAGACGCCACCAGAAGGAUACGAGCAGUCGAUUCACGUAUGACCGAGAGUAGACAGGAAGUGAACUUUGAGAGGAGACAGGAAGUGAACUUUGAGAGGAGACAGGAAGUGAACUUUUAAUGCCAGUUGGAAGGUCCGAACUUGCUGAGGAGUUGUGUCCCAGAGGAGUUGAGAACAAGUGCGCAUCAUAUUUGCACUUUUAUGGACGCAAGUCAAAGGUGCACUAAAAUUUGUGAAUGAUGAACUAACAAUUAGCCUACUUCUCUUAUUUGAAAGAUGCUAAGUAUUGUAUCAAACUCGUCACCCUAUUAUUACAGUUCCUCUUAUAAGAUUGCAAAUUCUUUAGGAUUUCAAAAUGUUGAACACUGACUGGAACCUGGAUACUUCGACAUUUCGAAAAAGGCUUAAGGGAUUUUCCAAGAAUUUGUUUAGGUAAAAAAUACAAAACAAAUUGGCCACACAGUGAAAACUCUCUCUGUUUUGACCAUUAUGAUUAUUGUUUUUCAAAAUAUAAUCGCCUUAAAAUUAAAUUGGGCUAUUUUAAACACAUUUUCAGCGGGUAUUCCUGCACUUGACUUAAAUGAAUAAAUAUACGUACAUGUACAUUUUCCGCACCAUCUUGUGUAGAAAUUAAACAAAAAGUUCCCUUUUCAGACCAUGUGGUCUAUAGGGCAGAUGAUGUAAAGGUCAUCUGUUUCGUGGCCUACGGUUAACGAAGGUGUCAUGUGGCCAACCCAACGACCAGCCGCCUCUACUUUCUCCAACUAAUGCCAGGUACUUAUGAGAACUGCGGGAACUCAGAGGCGCCCUAAAGAUUCCGAAAUUAAUAAUUCAAGUCUUCAUCAGGAUUCGAACCAGAGAGCCUCCGUAUCAGAAUUUAACUGGAUUGUAAAGAAGAAAUUAACAGUGCUGGCUCCCUGGAAAUACUUCUUCUAAGUAUCUUAUCUUAUUUUAUCUUAUAUAAUACAGACGUUACUUCAAAAGAGAAGAUGAUUACGUCCUACACGUCAUGCCUUUAGUCAUGCAUAAGUAAUAAGUGGAAUGUGAUAUCAUAAACCAACACCAGCUUUAUACAUUUGUAUUCAUACCUUUUAGCUGCCUAAUGCAGCGAAUGAACAUUUUUAUCAGUCCUGUCGUUAAGCUGGUUUAAUCAAUAGCUGAAAAAGGCUUAAGAUAUCAACUUUUUCUACACUACAAUUUUCGUGUGUGUAUAAUGUAAACAUGUUCUUACAGUCUUCUGUGUCUUUUUGUAUUUAUUAUAAGGUUAUUAGUGAAAACAAUAUAUAGGUCACUGCAGGGUUUUUAAAACCACAUUAUAAGUGCAUGCUUCCUUCAGACAGAAAGAAAACACUCCUGUUUAUUAUGUUUAUUAUGUUUAUUAUGUUUAUGAUGUUUAUUAUGUUUAUUAUGUUUAUUAAGUUUAUUAUGUUUAUGAUGUUUAUUAAGUUUAUUAUGUUUAUGAUGUUUAUUAUGUUUAUUAUGUGAAUGAUGUUUAUUAUGUUUAUUAUGUUUGUGAUGUUUAUUAAGUUUAUGAUGUUUAUG